Molecule: messenger RNA, 1650 nt
Organism: Bombus huntii
Lineage: Eukaryota; Metazoa; Arthropoda; Insecta; Hymenoptera; Apidae
Exons: 6
Coding region: 430-1275 (281 amino acids)
Source: RefSeq, a predicted model, not a curated record
AAUGUUUAGGAUUUGCAACGUGUUUUUUGAAUCCUCUACCAGAAAGUUUGUGUUCACCACGUGGGGUUUGUGGCAUUGCACAAUGCACCGCGACCACAAUCAAAGGAAUACACACCCCUCAAUGUGCCUCGAACUGUCAUCAGAGACAACCAGUACUGUUAUUUUAUUUUAAGUAAUGUAAAAGCUAUUACACUAAUAAUAGUAAAUUACAGUAAUAAUUGAAUGUUUGAAAUACUUUAAAAAACAGGUUAAGAAUACAAUAUCUUUUCCUUUCUUUCUAUUGGCUAUAAUUUAAUUAUAGUUUCCUAAAUUUGAAAUUUUAAGUUCUGCGAAGAAAUUGGGCCUUCAACUUCCAUUCCAUCGGAAAUUAACUCUUUAUGGACGGGAUGGUCCUCUCCAAAAUGUAAUAAUACUUGUGGUAAAGGAUUUAUGGUAGCUAUUGCAUCGUGUCAAGAUCAAGCAACAGGAAAACCAGCCAUAGACUGCAUCGGUCCAGGAUCGUUUUGCUGUCCAGAUAGCUUCGUUAAAUGUUACUGCGAGGUAAACAUCGUCGAUGGAAUUAUGAGAGCGGUCAGGUUCACAGAACCUUGCAUUUCUACCGAAGGGUGUAUCUUAAGCAACACUGGAACAUUCACUUUCGAAGGAGAACUUGAUCCUGAUAAUAACAACAACUUGGACGAAUCUUAUGAGAAUGAUGCUCGUGAAAGAUUCGAAGACACGUUGUGUCCCUCGGAAUCAGCGCGAGCGAUACAGCGUAAUCUCUUAUAUGCCCAUGCUGCUGAUCGUGAGGAUGAAUACGUGUUACGCGAAAAUAGACUGGCAAAUAAAAACUUUAAACGCAACCGUGGAAAUCGGUCCGUUCUGAGAAGUCGAUUAGGCGAUGAUGCCGACUAUGCCAACCAAGACGAAGACGACGAUGACAAUGACAGCGACAAUGACGACGAUGACGAAGAAGGGAUCGAUAACAAGAGUGGCGUCGACGAUGAAAAGGGCGACGAGAAUGACGAAGACGAGGAGGACGAGGAGAACAGAGACGAGAUGAUUGGGCUCAAAGGCUCCGCGAAGGGUCGCCGGAGCCCCAGAAAGCAUAUUCGAGAGGCAAGGUUCGAUUAUGCGGCGAUUGCAUUCGAGGGUAAGCAAGAGAUCAACGAACCCGAGAGGAAGGGUUCUGUGAAGAUCAGAUCCGUUAUGGAGGACUGUGAGGAUGAAUCCACGGAACCACUGCAAUAUUAUGAUUAUGCAAUUCCAGCAUACUUUUAUAGUAUGACUUUUUGAAACCACGGAGUUUAGAAAAAAAGGUUAUAAAUGUGUUUAUAAAUUUAUUUAUAUAAUAGUCUUUAUGAAUUUUCUAUUUUCUUAGUUCUGAAAACGAUAUAAGAAAAAUUGUUUUCAUAUUAUCAAUGUCUUUAAUAUAAUACUGCCAAUGUUUUUGUACAAUUAUAAAAGAUCAUGUCAGUAUUUCUUUUAUAAAAGAAAUAUUCUCGUUUUUAGUAAUUUCCUACUAUAAAAAAUAUCUUUUAUCAAUUUACCACUAUUCAAAUAAUUACAAAUUUUUAUAAGCAUAUAUAUUUGUUGUAUGUUUCGAUCAAAAAUGCAUGAAAUCAAUAAUAUUUAGUAUUUUUUCCUUGUCUAUAAUAAUUUAUUAUUUUU